Molecule: messenger RNA, 3157 nt
Organism: Drosophila busckii
Lineage: Eukaryota; Metazoa; Arthropoda; Insecta; Diptera; Drosophilidae
Gene: mbt
Product: serine/threonine-protein kinase PAK mbt
Exons: 3
Coding region: 352-2220 (622 amino acids)
Biological process (GO): protein phosphorylation; regulation of MAPK cascade; intracellular signal transduction
Cellular component (GO): cytoplasm
Molecular function (GO): protein serine/threonine kinase activity; ATP binding
Source: RefSeq, a predicted model, not a curated record
GUGUUUGUUUUGUUUGCAUUUAAUUGCUUAUUAAUGUUAAUUUAUUGACAAGCGUUCUGCUGAGCCAUGCACAUUGGCCGCUGUGAAAGUCAACCGAAAGCGCAUUAUACUAUUGCUAUAUGAAACGCAUCCGUCGCUGUCGCCAUGUCUGUUUAUAUGUGAUUUAGGUCUCAGUGUAUUAGUGUGUGUAUGUGUGUGUGCUAGAAGACUCUCGCUGCCGUUGCCGCUGUCGUCGCGGUCGCCUGUUUGUACGGCCAAAAGGGCGGGUAAAAGAAAACGGAACGAGGGAACCUCCCUGCAAUUGCAGUUUGCACAACAAUUGACGGCAACAAAAUAACGGAGCACGCCAAGAUGUUUUCAAAAAAGAAGAAGAAACCGCUGAUCUCGAUGCCGAGCAACUUUGAGCAUCGUGUGCACACGGGCUUCGACAAGCGUGAAAACAAAUAUGUGGGCCUGCCACUGCAAUGGGCAUCCAUCGUGGGUAAUAACCAGAUACUCAAGUCCAGCAAUCGCCCAUUGCCGCUGGUCGAUCCUUCUGAGAUCACGCCCACCGAAAUACUCGACCUGAAGACCAUUGUGCGUCCGCAUCACAAUAACAACAAGGCCGACACCACAUCCCUCAACAGCAGCAGCACCAUGAUGAUGACCAAUCAAAGCGGAGCAGCCAGCGGAAUGCAUGGGCCUAUGCCGAGUGGACCGGGUGGCCCGCAAGCACAGCCAGCCAUUGUGCUGCCAAAGACUUCACAUGUGGCACGGUCCAAUUCGCUGCGCAGCUCCAGUCCGCCACGUGUGCGCCGCGUGGCCAAUGUGCCGCCCGCCGUGCCCGAAGAGGAGGGUUCCAUUAUCGGCGUCACGCCCACGCCGACACCAACACCAACGCUGCCCGCGCAUGCCUACAAGCCACAGCAGCCGAUGCCACACAACAUGCUUUAUCCCAGUCAACAUGCGCAUGCGCAUCCUCAUCCACAUGCUCAUCCCAACGGCGGCGGCGCUACCGCUCCGCUGGCUGUGCGCACCGAUCCGUAUCGUGGAGCACCAGGCAUGCAACCACUGCCGCCGCAACAGCAGCAACAGACAUCGCCCGUAAGCUCGGUGGCCAGCGCUACGCGUUCCACGCAUUCGCACCACAACAACAACAACGGACAGAACUAUCCCAUGUAUCCUGCCUCACAGCAACAGCAACAGCAGCAACCAAAACUCGUGGCAGAUCAAAAUCAAAAUCCACAUGUGAAUCACGCCAAGUCAGCGUCUCGCGUCUCCAGCUCCAGUGGGUCGAAUGCAGCCGCAUUGGCUGCCGCUGCCCAGGCACAGGCGCAACCCAAGCAAGAACAACGACUUACGCAUGAGCAAUUCCGUGCCGCACUGCAAAUGGUGGUCUCUGCCGGCGAUCCGCGUGAGAAUCUAGAUCAUUUCAAUAAAAUUGGCGAAGGCUCCACAGGCACCGUUUGCAUAGCCACCGACAAGUCCACAGGUCGUCAAGUGGCUGUGAAGAAAAUGGAUUUGCGCAAACAGCAGCGGCGCGAGCUGCUCUUCAAUGAGGUGGUCAUCAUGCGCGACUAUCACCAUCCCAACAUUGUGGAGACCUACUCCAGUUUUCUGGUCAACGAUGAGCUCUGGGUGGUCAUGGAGUAUCUUGAGGGCGGCGCGCUCACCGACAUUGUCACACACUCGCGCAUGGAUGAGGAGCAGAUUGCGACCGUAUGCAAGCAAUGCCUCAAGGCGUUGGCCUAUUUGCAUUCACAGGGCGUCAUACAUCGUGACAUCAAAUCGGACUCCAUACUGCUGGCCGCCGAUGGACGUGUCAAGCUUUCGGACUUUGGCUUCUGUGCUCAAGUGUCGCAAGAGCUGCCCAAACGCAAAUCGCUGGUGGGCACGCCGUACUGGAUGUCGCCGGAAGUCAUCUCGCGUCUGCCGUAUGGGCCAGAGGUGGACAUUUGGUCGCUGGGCAUUAUGGUCAUCGAAAUGGUCGAUGGUGAGCCGCCAUUCUUCAAUGAGCCACCGCUGCAGGCAAUGCGACGCAUACGCGACAUGCAGCCACCGAAUCUGAAGAAUGCACACAAGGUGUCGCCGCGUCUGCAGUCGUUCCUCGAUCGCAUGCUGGUACGUGAUCCUGCGCAGCGUGCCACCGCCGCUGAACUAUUGGCGCAUCCCUUCCUGCGGCAGGCAGGACCACCAUCGCUGCUGGUGCCGCUCAUGCGCAACUCCAGACAUCACACCUGAGCGCUACGGAGCGGCCACCUGCUUAGCAUUUAGUAUUUUCGAAUCCACUUAAAUGUAGUAUUAUGGGCAUGAGUACAGUCGCCCCCAUUGGCGUUGUACUUGGCUUGGUUUUUAGUUUUUUUUUAUUUGAAAUUUUUUAUACACUUUGGCAAAUGUUACUUAAGCUCCCAAACAAAGCGCCGCAUUCCAUUUUGAGACACUCAUACUCACACACUCACACACUCACACACACACACACAUAUACUGUAAAGUCAUAGUCCCGUUUUGUAAUUUGUUGUUGUUUCUGUUUCAUAAAUAUUAGAAUGAUCGCAAUGUGCCUUUCUCGAAGCAAAACCAACAAAGCUGGAAUAUAGCAUAAUAUUUAUAAACCAUAUACUAUAAAUAUAUGUAAGCUCUGCGCCGCGCCAUUAUUAAUGUUAUUAAUUAUUAUAGAGCGCAAUCUAACCAUAUCUAUAUCUAUAACUAUAUAGGAAUAACAAUUCCACUUGGCAACAUCGAAGAAUCUUAUGAAAUUUUCAACUGCAUUUUUGUCCGCUCUCUGUUUGUGUUUGUUUCUAAUAUGUAUUUAAUAUAUCAUAUGUAUUUCUUUUGAUCGUAGUCCAGAGAGCGCAUACAUAUUGUUCGAAUAUACAAACAUAUAUAUUUAUAUAUAGCUUAAGUUGGCAAACAACGAAUAUGCAACUAGCAUAUAAUUUAACAACAAUUAUUGUAAGCAGUUGAGAGACCCCAUUUAUGGUCCUGUAUACAAAACUUAUGUAGACAUCUGUACAUAUAUAAGCUUCUUUUUAAUGUACUUAUUGUUGACGGUUGGUUUAUAACUGUAACAUAGUUUCUAGACAAUUAUUUAUGCCAAUUGAUCAUGAAUAAAUUGCUCGAUUUUGCAACCGCAUGCAUUCCCCCCCGAAACACCCGAAAUUGCCCGCAUAAACUUAAAUAU